Messenger RNA from Panicum virgatum (switchgrass), 647 nucleotides. RefSeq lists its product as uncharacterized. NCBI's taxonomy places the organism in Eukaryota, Viridiplantae, Streptophyta, Magnoliopsida, Poales, Poaceae. The transcript has 5 exons. The coding region runs from base 91 to 498 and encodes 135 amino acids. The record is from RefSeq and is a predicted model, not a curated record.
GUAUGAAAUUUAUUUCACCUGUAGCAUUCAAAGACCUUGGAAAGUUGAUGCUAGAAGUUGGCUUGAUGUUGGCUCAUCAUUGUGAUUACUAUGCAUCUGUGCAUUUCAGUAAUGAAUCAAGGAGUGGGACCAUGUGUUGGUGAAAGCCUUGAACAGACUCUUGCUCGCUCAAGGUGUCAUAAGGGCCGUCUGCUGUACUAUUUUCCCCAAAAGUUUAGCAAACAGAAAGAUGGUCAAUCUAUUUCAUCCUGGUGCGGAUGGCAUACUGACUAUGCAUCUUUGACAGGACUUACAUGUGGCUUGUUCAUGAGAAAAUCUGUGGAGAUUCCUUGUCCUGAUAGUGGAGCUGGGCUACAUAUCCGAUCUCACGAUAAUCGAGUUGUUAAGGUUACAUUUAAGGAUGAUGAAUUGGCCUACAUGACUGGGGAAACUGCUGAAAUACUAUCAAGAGGUCACCUACGUGCAACCCCACACUGUGUGAAGGUAAAAUCUAGAUAAUAUUCAUCUUCGUAAUUGCAUGUAUAAGGGGCGUUAGGUUACCUUCGUGAGCGCUUGGGUCUGGCCUGAGGGGUGCAAAAACAUCUAUUGAGUUUGGCUUGGGAAACACAAAGUUUAGAUGUAUGUGGAUCAGUGGAUGGUUCAUGGUU